This is a messenger RNA of Lymnaea stagnalis (great pond snail), 9203 nucleotides long. NCBI's taxonomy places the organism in Eukaryota, Metazoa, Mollusca, Gastropoda, Lymnaeidae. The record is from the annotation of a GenBank genome assembly.
GAGUUCUACUUCCAGGGAAUAGAAGGGAGCUCAUUUCCUAGUUAGCCGGAGUGUCACAAUCAGAAAUGGAUUAUGAUGUCAUAGCAAAUCAGCCUGUAGUAAUUGACAAUGUACGUACUCUAUAUCUCAUCAUCUUAAAUGCUGUCAACAUCACAUUAUUGUGCAUGUUCCUUUUUUUUGUCUUUCUUCAAACCUUUGCAUUUACUUUGUUAUAUCAUUUUUUUUUCCAUGACCAGUCCAUUCACACCUGUCGCCGUCGCAAAUAAUAUCGAUUCUUUUCUCACAUUCAGUGACAUUCUAAUGAUUUAUUAUGAAUAAAUCUGCCAUUCUAAUCCUACUAGCACUAGACGUUGUAAUGUAACUAGACUUUCCACAGUCACUGCUAUCAAAUCAAUCUGUUAUCUGUUUAAAAAAAAAUAAAUUUCCUUGAUUUAUAAUUACUUCAUCAACAAUAUUCAGUUAUUUUGUUAGUGUGUGAUUAUGAUGAAAGAUGACUCACCAAGUCACUUUUUAAGAGGGAAAAAAAAAAAGCUAUACUCAGCCCUUAAAUAAAUAAAUUAAUGAAUAACCGAAACGUUAGCCUAUCCACAAUAAAUGCCCUAUAUUGUAAUUGUAAGUGAACUAAGUCUAAGUUCUAAGUUUAACUCUAUACUGAUACUGGAUACUAAUACUAAGUGAAAGUGAUCUAAGUUUAGCCUAUGAGUACUAAGUCAAGUAAGUAGGCAGUAGGGUCAAGGAUCUAUGACCUGGGUCUGGGUAGUUACUAGCAUAGGCAUAGUCUGCCAUGCCCAUAGUAAGAAGAGCAUGUUGCCUAAGGACUGGGGCCAAAUGAGUAGGCCUAGCCUAAUAUAGUAAUUUUGCCUGUGAAAUAAGGCCUCGUCAUUUAGUUUAUUUCAUAUUACUAUGAUUACUCAGGGAAGAAAGUUUGGAAAUGGAAAAAGUUUCCUAGUAAAUGAGUAGGCUAAUAAAAUUACCAGUUUCAGUUUUUUAAGAAAUAAUACACAUUGUAAUCAAUGCCUUUAAUUCAUCAUUUUAGGGUUCAGGUGUCAUUAAAGCAGGCUUUGCUGGGGAUCAAGUGCCCAAGUAUAUAUUUCCUAACUAGUAAGUGAAAUGUCACAUGGUUAAUGUCAAUGUGUCUGUAAUGUAUUGUCUUAAGCCAAAUGAACAUGUUCAACUAACUUAAUGAACUAAAUUACAAAUACCAGUACAAGUCAUAAAGAAAUCAGUUCAUAGAUUUGCUUGCCUUAUCACUGAUUCCUGGGUGUUCUCAUACGCAGACUAAUUUGUCUAACUUUCGAGUGGGUUGGAGUGAAUAUAAUUUACUACCUACUGAGUUCUUAACUGUUGGCCUUGUAUAGGGAUUCCUGGUUCCCUCUUGUAUUUUAGUGGCUGGGUCAUACAAAAUUGUAAAAUAAUUAAAAGGGUUUAACAAUUCUACAAUAGUACUUAAGUUUGUAGAGCCAGAUAGCAACACUUUAGUAUGGUGCCACUUUUAAAGAAAUGUUUAGUUUGCUUCCUUAUUACUUUUUGUAAAUUUAUAAUAUUAAGAAAAUUGAAAAGAAAAUUCAAUGAAACUAUGAAAAAUACAGUCAGAUCUUGUAUAUGUAUUUUUGUCCAUCUUCUUUAAAUUUACACAUUUAUUAAGUGUUAGUUAAGCAACUAUUGGUAUUACCCCUUGGCCUAAUAAUCACUGUUUUUUUUAAAUCAAGCAUUGGAAGACCCAAACAUGUUAGAAUUAUGGCUGGGGCCCUUGAAGGGGAUAUAUUUCUUGGACCAGAAGCAGAGGUAAAAAUAUCUUAGCUUUUUAUAUUAAUUAUAUAUAUAGAGCAAUAUAAUGAAGUUUAACGAUAUAUUUACUCUUAUAUUUUUUCCACAUAUAGAUUUAUAAAAGAUAUGCAUUUGUACUUGAUUAAUCUGUAUAAUAAUUUAAAAUAAGUCUAUGAUAGUAUUUAUAUAUAAUUAAGGAUUUGUAAGUAGAUUAAACACAUCACCAUUUAAAAACUAUUGUUUAAUAUUUUAAACGAAAUUAUUACAUUCUCUAAAAAAUAGCAUUUAUUACUAACUUAUAGGAGCAUAGAGGAUUGUUGUCUAUUCGAUAUCCCAUGGAACAUGGAAUUGUGAAAGACUGGAAUGACAUGGAACAAAUAUGGCAGUACAUUUAUUCAAAAGAUCAACUACAGACCAUCUCAGAAGAAGUAAGAACCAAUAAGUUAAUAAGUAUGGGAAAAAUUAUGGGCCUUUAAAUAGAAUUUAUUGAGCUUAUGUAAAAAAUUAAACAAUUGAACUGGUCAUUUUGUAAAAUAACUGACUCUCAAGGUUAAUAGUAAAUUGAAAAAUAAUCCAAAAAUAUUUAUCUAUAAUUGAAAUUUAGAGAUGGUGAUUACAAAAUGAGCUGUUGAUUUUGCACACCAGAAGGAAGCAUUUAAGUUUAAGUGGCUAAAUUUGGAUAAUAGCGGUGUAUGGAUAUGAUAAGUAAAAGAGUAAAAAGAUACUGAGCACACCUAUGAUGAUAAUAAUACAAAUUUUAAAAAUUAUAUUUCUUUAGCAUCCAGUUUUGCUGACAGAGGCUCCUUUGAAUCCUCAAAGAAACAGAGAAAAAGCCGCUGAAAUAUUUUUUGAGACAUUCAAUGUUCCAGCAUUAUUUAUUUCAAUGCAGGCAGUUCUGAGUUUGUAAGUUAUUAAGAAAAUUUAAAAAAUAGAGCAUAAAAGUGAAAUUUUUAGUUUUCUUUUUCAUCCCUACAAGGAGCACUUUGUAUGUAAAAACAUGCCAGAUAAGAGGAAAAGAGGGUAAAUUAACAAGUGUAGAUUAUAAAAUUCUCCCUCUAAGUUUCAUUUAACAGACUCAAUUGCCUUUUAUUUGUGUGCAAUUGAAAGGAUCAGAUAACAUUAAUGUUAUUGACAAGAGAAAAAAAUAAUUACAAUUUUACAUGCUGUUAUUUAUAUCAAAUGAUAACAGUAAUAGUAGAAUGAAAUUAAGAAGCCCUUUAAUUCAUAAAGUAAUUUAUUAAAAUAUUCUGAAUAAAUAAAGCAAAUUCAAGGUGCACAUGAAAAAAGUAGCAAGUAUGUUAAUAACUAAAAUAUGCAAUUUUUUUUCAGUAACUUUAUUCAUCUAAGAAAAAAGGUGUUUCUGUUCCAGAUAUGCUACAGGCCGUACAACAGGUGUAGUUUUAGAUUCUGGUGAUGGAGUUACACAUGCUGUUCCUAUAUAUGAAGGAUUUGCCAUGCCACAUAGCAUAAUGAGAGUUGACAUUGCAGGAAGGGAUGUUACAAGAUAUUUGCAAUUGCUUCUGAGGAAAGAAGGCUUUGACUUCCAUACCUCUGCUGAGUUUGAAGUAGUGAGACAGUUGAAAGAGGUAAUAAAUGUUAUCUUGGACAUUUAGAAUGGCAUCAUUGUAUUUGAAAACAUGGUAAACAACAAUAGUAAUUAUAAAAUUUAGCAUAAAAAUUGGAUUUGUAUAAAUUUUCUUCUCAUUUUUAUAGAGGGUGUGCUACUUGUCCAUCAAUCCUCUCAGGGAAGAAAGUGUGGAAAUGGAAAAGGUUCAGUAUGCCCUGCCUGAUGGAAAUGUAGUGGAAGUAAGUAUGUGUACAUUUCUUCAGAACAAAAAUGUUUGCUUUUAAAUCUAUAUAAAAUUUGAACUAUGAUGGUUGUCACACUCAGACUAUGUGCUGUAGUUCUGUUACGAUUUGUAUUGUUGUGUUAUGUGAACAAAUGAGAAAUGUAGUGGAAGUAAGUAUGUGUACAUUUCUUCAGAACAAAAAUGUUUGCUUUUAAAUCUAUAUAAAAUUUGAACUAUGAUGGUUGUCACACUCAGACUAUGUGCUGUAGUUGUGUUACGAUUUGUUUUGUUGUGUUAUGUGAACAAAUGAGAGUAUUUUUCUACGUGAAUGAACUAGAGUAGUUUUCAUCUUAUAUCAUGAUUGAAGUUAGUCACUUAGGACCAUGCAUUGGCUUGGUAACUCUGCCGUAAAAGCUGUCUACAUUUUGUGAGCCUGACAUUAGAGUAUAUUAAAUACAUUUGUGGUGAUAGGAGUGAAGUUACACUUUUUAAAAAUAUUAUUUUUUGUAUAGGAUGUGUAGGAUUUUAGAACACUUAUUUUUCUAUCCAGAAUUACUUCAGAAUUUUAAUCUGGACUGCAUGCUCAGCCAAUUAAAAAGGGCUUCUUAACUUUUAAAUGUCUCAAGGUUAUUUUUGUAUCCGGAAAUUUGAUCGAAAGAAAUUUCGUAGACCGGUAAAUUGAUAAACAGUAAUUUGAUCGAACAGAAAUUUGGUCAAAUCUUUUUUUCUUCAGUUUUUACAUUAAAAUUUUGCUUCAAAAUUUUUUUUAAACGCAUUAUUUUGUUUAACUAUGUAGCAAAGUGCGUUCAAAAAGAAAUUUGACGAAAAUUUUAACAUAUGAACUGAAAAAAAGAUUCAACCUAAUUUCCGUUCAAUCAAAUUACCGUCGAUCAAUUUACUGUCUACGAAAUUUCUUUCGAUCAAAUUUCCGGUAACCAGUUAUUUUAGCUUCUUACUAUACAUUAACCUUGUAGGGGCUAGGAGAAAGAAAAAGAAGUCUUAGACUUGUCUCAUGUGGCCAUAAAAAAGUGGACCUACUCCAAGGCAAAGUUCUAUCUGCCAUAAUGUAUCUUUUCUGCAGCUUAUAAUAUAAAUUAUUCAUGGUGAGGAGUGGUAUUGAAAGUGGUUUCCAGCCGUGGUGAUGAAGUAUUUGUAUUAGAUAUUAAAAGGCAUAAUAUGCAAAGUGAAUAUAAAUUAUAAAAAAACACACAACACAAUUUUAUUUAAGAUAAGAUUCUUUUUAUGGAUCCAAAUAAAUGGAGAUGUCUUUUUGUACAUGUUCAUUUUCACCUUAUUAAAUAAAAACAGAGACAGUAAACAUUCUGAUUAAGACGAUUUUAAACUCCGACAAUUUGACAUAUUACAAGACGUUUCUAAAGUAUUUCUCAAGGGCAAAAAAAAAAAAAACAGACCAUGAAAAUAUAUGAAAAAACUGAAAUAUGUAAAAUUAUAUGAUAUGAAAAAUAUUCUUUUAUAGAUUAUUUAAACUCCGACAAUUUGAAAAAUUACAAAACGUUUUUAAAGGAUUUCCAAAGGGCAAAAAAAAAAAAAACAGACCAUGAAAAUAUAUGAAAAAACUGAAAUAUGUAAAAUUAUAUGAUAUGAAAAAUAUUCUUUUAUAGAUUGGACCUGCAAGGUUUCGAGCGCCGGAGCUCCUGUUCAGGCCUGAUCUAAUAGGAGAUGAGUGUGAAGGCAUUCAUGAGGUCUUGUCAUGUUCCAUACAAAAGUCAGACUUAGACUUGAGGAAAACAUUGUAUUCAAACAUUGUGCUUAGUGGUGGUUCAACUCUUUUUAAAGGUAUUAAUUAGUUACGGUACCAAAAUGGAAUUUAGUGGCCUCAGUUAUACAUAUUAUAUGUAAGAGUUAUUCAUGCGGUUUUGCUAAUUGUGCCUUGAUUAAUAGCCAUUUUCUUGAACAGUCAUGUCAUACUUUUCUUUCCCCAAAACACCACCUCCCCUAAAGAAUAUUCUUUUUAUUCGUACUAUAUAUUAUUAUUAUACUAACCAAUUUAUUGUUAGAUUUUGUGUUCCGGUUUAUAAAUAAUAUACUUAGUAUUAAUGUCAUGAAAUUAUACUUGUGCAAACUUAUACAAGUUAUUGAGCAUAGCUAAAAAUUUAAAAAAAGUAAGGAGAUCCAAUCAACAAUUGCAGUGUUGCUUACUCAUCUUAACGACCGGUACUUUCUACUAAAUGGCUCUUUGCUUCUAAAAAUUACCACAAUUUAAUGCUAAUAUUUCUAUCCACCAAGUUUUUUUUUACAAUCCUAUUAAUGUAUGCUAAUGUCAACUUACCUAAUUAUGAUCCAGCUGUGAUUAUGGCACCUUGUAUAUCUCAAUAUCAAUGCAAUUAUAAAUAAAAUGUGAAAUAAUAAAAAAAAAACUGUUUGAGCAGUGCUAAUAAUAAACUGAGCAUUAAGCCAAAAAAAGAAAGAAAAAGAAUGCGAUCUGCUAAAAUAUGUAAGUCAAAAUGACUAUUUUGGCUUUUGGGCAAGGGGUAUUUUUGUCAAAUUAAAAUCAGGCGGAAUUUGCAGACAAAUUGCACCAUUUGUUAUGUGCUUUAAGUGCUAAUAUUUACUUGGUUCAAUAGAUAAGCAAUAAUUGAUCUCUUUUGCCCAGGCUUUGGUGACAGACUUCUAAGUGAGGUGAAGAAACUAUCUCCAAGAGAUGUAAAAUUAAGGGUAAGCAGAAUUUAUUUUCUCUGCCUUCUUCCCUUCUAAUUUGGUCAAUUUUAACUUUGUAUCUAAAACAUUUGUAAAAGUGUCUGCUAUCCUAAUCGGAUCACUGCUCAAAAUUUAUUACUCAGGACUUAAUAAACAAGGAAAUGUACAAUUUUUAUAUAUUUAUAAACAACUCAGUUUUGAUUUUUAACUUUUAUAGAUAUCAGCACCACAGGAAAGGCUUUAUUCAACAUGGAUUGGGUAAGAGCACUUUUUUUUUUCUGAAAUCUAAACAUGCAUGCUGGGUUUUGAAUGGAAUAAUUGGAAUUCUAUAUUAAUUUGCUCUAACAGUUUCUUAGUGUUGUGAAGAUACCAUCAUAACCUUAAAAAAAUUAUUAGAUUUUAUUUUAUAAUGUUGAAUAUUACAACCCAAAUUAUUAUGGCAUUUAAAAUUAUUUGUUUUCCAGAGGGUCUAUUCUUGCUUCCUUGGAUACUUUCCGUAAAAUGUGGGUGUCAAAGAGGGAAUAUCAUGAGGAUGGUGUCAAGGCCCUACACAGGAAGACGUUUUAGAUUCAUUUAAUGUAUUUUAAAAUUUUGCAUAUACAAUAAUUAAAGUUCUCAAGUUGAGAAAAGAAAAUUACUCAAAAUGAGAUGGAACUGAAAGUUAAAUUAAAGUACCAUUCAGGGAGUAGAAAUUUCACAGUGCUUGUUAUACUUUAAACUUUAAAGUUAUCUAAACAAGUAAACCAGUUGCAUUUUUUUUUCUUCCUUUUCUCAUGGUCAAGCCUACUAAAUAAAAUAUACAUAAAAUACCCAAAACCAAGGCCACAUUUUAAAUAUAUGGGUACAUAAUAAUGUUUUAUCAUUUCAAAUAGUCUUUUUAACAAAAAUGAGAACUUUUGGCCCUUUGAGCUCUUAACUGUCAGAAGAUUUAUGUAUGGUAUUUCCUGAAAGGUCUCAAUUUUGGGCAUAUGCUGUUUCAAGAACAUCAUGGUAAAAGAGAUAAUGUUGAUUAUCCAACAUAAAGAAGUAGUUGAAAUUACUUAUUUUAGCUGCCCCAUACAAAAUACAACUAGUGUUAACAUUACUUCUCAGAUUGAUUUUUUUUCUGUAUCAGAAAUGAAUUACAAACAUUCUCCAAGUUUAGAUACUUCAUUAAUGUGAUCAGGUAAAAGAAUAAGAAGUUUAAGAUGGGUUGCCCUCAAAAAGUUCAGGAUAAUUUUUAGAAAUAGUUUUUUUUAAUAAACCACGAAAACUUUAUUAAAUUUAUUUAUUUAAUGGUAAAAAUAAUAGUAUGGGGGCUACUACUGAAGUGCCCAAGCAAGCCAGUCACAUGUACUGGAAUAUGGUUCUAUUAUGCCACACAGACAUACCUAUAAAAUUGUAUUAAAAUAAGUGCCCAUGCUUUGUUCAUACGUUUUAUUUACUGGAAAAUAAAUUUAACUAAGUAAUUUUGAUUUUAAAUCUUGCUGUAUUAAAGGGGUUAAGUGUUGUGGACAGUUUAAUUGCAGCUAAAAAAUACAUGCAAAGUAUGUAAGUAAGAGAUGAAGGGACUUUUUCAAAAUCUUAAUGCCCUUUUGGUACUUAAAUAUUAAACUCAAUUCUAUUAAAAAAUCAGUUUGCUGAAAGCAGCAAGAUUCCAUUGUUACAAUUUAUCUGUGACCAAUAUUACUCUCAUAGACCUCUAAACUAUGAGCAUUUUAUGAUACCCUUUUCUUUAGAGUUUUAUUGUGAAUGUAUCUGUAGUACCUUAAUUUGAAUUAAGUAGAACCCCUGAAAUCUCAUCCUUGUAAUCGACUAUAUUGUGAGCUCUGGGUUGAUGGUGAUCUUUAUGACUUAUUUUGAGGCUUCUUAAGUGUCUUUCGUUGCACAUUUUAUGUACCGGUAUUCACCUACUGUAAGUGAAAGUCAAAGCUUAUGUAAGUGUAAAAAAAAAAGAAAACAAGAUAAUAUGAGGAAAUAUUUUCUGCUGGAUAGAAAAGUUUAUUGAGUAAAAUAUAUUUUGUCUUUGCAAAGUUAUGUCUAUUUGGUGUUUUAAUUGUGUUGAGCAGUUGUUAGUCAUGAUUGAUACUGAAACUUACACAGCCUGUACUGAUUAUUUUUGGCUUAGAAUUUUCUGCAUCUAGUCUUGUCUUGAAAUUUGUACUCUCUGGGUUUCAAAUUUAUACAUGUAAUGCAUUCUCAAAGUAUUUUUUAAAAAUAUUAUAAAAAAAUUAUUCGGUAAUGAUUUUCCUUUUUUUAAAAUUUUGAGAUUUAAAACUAUGUGUAAAAUGAAUUUUUAGGCUGUGAAUGUUAAGAGAUUUGUAUUUGUCACAUCUUGAGCUGAAAAAAAGAAAACUUGAAUAAAAUAAUAUGACAUUGUUGUACUUGUGAUGUAGUCUUUUAUUUGGUGUUCAUGACUCGGAUAAUACUAAUGCAGUUUUUUUAAAUUAUGUAGUUAACCCCUUUUUUUAAAUGCCUGUCUUUUGCUGUUUAAAACAAAAUUGUUGUAUGUUCUAGUGCAAUAUAGGAAAAUUUAUGUAAUCUUCAUUACAUAAUUUUAAAUAAAUUAUUGAUAAUUACUAUGUUUAGUGGUGUUAAAGCUACAUGUACUCAAAAAAUGAGUUCAUUGAUGCUUUGACCCAAAUCUUUUAAAAUCUACUCGAAAUUUACAAUAAGUAAGGAGAUGUAAAAAAUGGCAAAAUAUCUAGGCAGUUCUUUUUAAAAAUAUUUAUUUGAAGAUCAAUGAACUAGAAGGUGCAGGGUCACAGUUUAAUGCUGUCUUCCAAUUUAAUCUUAAACAUUUUGAAUACAUCAUGCUUUUAGCUAUCAAUUUUUUGAAAUCCUGAAAGAACUUUGGGAAUUGGGCUUACAGUUGCUGUCUUUAUCAGACAAUCAAAACAAAAUAUUGCAAUUUGUUUUGUCUCUAGGAGAAGACUGCAUGUGUUUGUUAAUAUUUCUUUUGCUUGUGUCGCAAUAAUUUCUUAUUACUUUGUAAAUAAUAAACUUAAA